Ylistrum balloti is the source of this 2121-nucleotide messenger RNA. RefSeq lists its product as uncharacterized. The coding region runs from base 1 to 2085 and encodes 694 amino acids. Gene Ontology annotation, molecular function: protein binding. The record is from RefSeq and is a predicted model, not a curated record. The transcript has a single exon. NCBI's taxonomy places the organism in Eukaryota, Metazoa, Mollusca, Bivalvia, Pectinida, Pectinidae.
AUGAAUUCAAUUUAUUGUAGAGGACACCAGGAUCGAGCUAUCAGGGACCCUGGCGACAUUGAGGUCAUCUCUGUGCUCUUGUCGAAAUUCAUCGAUGAAAAUUACACAGGAACAAAGGAAGUGACAGAUAUAAGGAGAGGAGUAACAUUGAAUCUGGAAUCAAUUUAUAACUGUAGGGAAAAUACUAGGAAUGUAUUUCUUGGUGGAAGUCAGUCUGACGGAAUCUACAUGUCUGGGUCCGAUACAGACACCGUGUAUAUUGAAAAUGAUGUGCUAGUUAUCUCCCCUGGACAGUCGGUUCCUCCAGACAGCUCACACAAGACUGUGUUGUAUAUGACCAAGGCUUUGGAAGCCCAAUGUACACCAGGUUAUGUGAGCUUACAAUUAGGGGAACUAGGACAAAAGCGUAACACUACCAUUGUUAAUUCACUGGUAACUUUUGGCGGACGUAGGUUUGUCGCUAGUAACAUCUACAGAAAACAAACAAUCAGAGAACAAAGCAGAUCUAUACCCAAGUCAAUCGUCCCUCAUGGACAGAGCAGCCCACAGGCUACUUCUUUAAAUACAGUUGUAGGCUUUGCCUGUAAAAGCUGGCCAAGAGAUGCUGAAGAGUGGGUGACUCGCACACGGCUGUGUGGGUGGCCACCACAAAAACUGGUUGAUCAAAUUGUGUGCCAAGGUUGUCAUCUUGUUCCGUUAGAAGAAAAAAGUUUGGAGGAUAAAACAAUGGUUCUCAAGUGGAGGAUAUCCCUAGCAUCAGCUGAGAGAUCUUUAGUUCAUGCAUUCAGUCACGUUCAACUCAAGGUUUACUGUUUACUGAAAUAUUUCUUUAUUCAGUUGAAGAAUACAAAUCUUUUGCGGGAAUUCCCUGGUGUUGUUAGUUCUGCUUUAUUGAAAACGCUCAUGUUUUUCUCUGUGGAAAACUCUCAUCCAAUGCUCUGGAAAGAACAAAAUUUGUUUUACUGUUUCUGGUUUUGCUUUAAUAUUCUGAUGUCAUGGGCUCAGAAGGAAUGUUGUCCGAACUACUUCAUCCCAUCCGACGAUAUGUUCCAGGAGAAACUCCGUGGACGAAAUCAACAGAAACUUUUUGAUGUCCUCACAAUUUUCCACGGAAUGAAGUUACUGUGUCUUUCGCAUGAGAAAUUCUUCCGACCAAAUAUACUGGAAAGUAUUAGCGAUGCAAACACAAUAACUGAACUUGUGCAUCCACACACUGAAAAGGAAAUAGAAUAUCACAGGGACAUGGGGCUCAUAGUAAAACUAGCAACCAUUAGCCAGCCUAGUGGGUCUGAUCUUACUCGGUGUCUGACUAAAGCAUUGAACUUAUUGAGGAAGUCAGAAACGGAGGUGGAGGAAGUAACAGCUUUUAGUUUUAUGAAUAGUCUACUCUUGCAGCUGACUCAGAGGAAGGCAAAUCCAGACCAUAUUGCUAGAACAACAAGCAACAAGACUCGGUACCAGACUCUGGGUAAAUGUGAACACCAUUUGAUACUUUGUUCUUCAGUAGGAACAGAACUUUGCUACUUGGCAAAUUUUUACUUUAUGUCUGGAAACUACAAUAAAUCUUUGAGAUUGUGCAGCUAUGUAACAUCACAGCCUCAAUAUCACAUGAAAAGUCAACUGCUGCUGCCGUCGGAACAAAAAGCAAGAUACAUACAGAGCUACUGUGGGAAAGGUUAUACUCUAAUUCACAAGCUUAAGAAAACAUUCACGAAAUCACUUUUCUUCGCGAAGGAAACCUUUUACCUUCCUCAGCUACAGCCUGAGGUAUCAAAGAGCCCGGUUGGUAUCUACAUUCCAGCACUACCCUAUGCUUUCUUUCUGUCCUUCCUGUGUUGCCAUGAGCUUGGGGACACUGCAUGUUGUGAUGCAGCGAUACGUAGUCUGAUAGUUGCAAAGUAUGAUUACCUAGAGGGAGGACACACCAACUGGACCAUUCACACACUACUGGGGAUCUGUUAUGAAACUUUAGGGGAUCAUCGCAGGGCUAUCAGGUGCUACAUGGACUCCGAUCAGUCCAAGACAGAGUUUCAUGAAUACAACCCCGCCCUAGAGAGGAUUAAAGCCCUACAGAGAACAGUAUAGAACAACAAUACCGUUGCACUAAAAGUCACCAUUGCA